Naumovozyma dairenensis CBS 421 is the source of this 2301-nucleotide messenger RNA. RefSeq lists its product as uncharacterized. The coding region runs from base 1 to 2301 and encodes 766 amino acids. Lineage: Eukaryota; Fungi; Ascomycota; Saccharomycetes; Saccharomycetales; Saccharomycetaceae. The transcript has a single exon. The record is from RefSeq and is a predicted model, not a curated record.
AUGUCUAACCUUGCUGUGAACCUUCCCUUAGAGGUACUAGAAAAGAUUAUUGACUUAGAUAUGGACAGUUGUCAAACUUUUUUGGCCUGGUCUCAAAUUUCAACAUAUUUUAGGGAUAUAAUUAAAACUCGAAUUGGAAUCGUUCUAGUUAAGGAUGGUCUGGUUGAACCAACUGCAGAAACGUUUCCUUUGGAUUUUAAUGUGUUACUUACUAAUUCCAAUCAUUUUUUAAUUGAUAGUGACAUUCCUUUGGAGGAAUCAUCUACCUAUGAUCGCUUCCUUAGUUUUAUGAAUCAAUUCCACAAUAUUCUGGUCAUAAUACAAUCGGAUAGAAGUUUUAGUGACUCACUAGCGUCUAUUCUAGGGGAAAUCGGCCGUAAUAGCUACAUAGGGGCAACUAUAAAUAUCAUUUACAAUAGUUCAGUUGACUUUCUAAGUAAAUUAUAUUUCAGAGAAUUAUCGUUAUAUCAAAGGGCCCUAAAUUUAUGUGAACUUCAUGUUGUAGGGAACAGAGUGCCGAUGCAAUCAGAAACAUGUGACAUUGACACCCUUUUCAAGACUACUUAUAUUUAUAAUUUGAAAUCACUUUAUUCAUUGGAUAUUAAAGAUGAUACACAUAUUUUGAUUGCUCCUCAGUUGAGACACAUUAGGCAAAUUAGUUGUUCUGAUACGUCUACAGAUCUAGUUCAAUUUCUAUCAAAAUGCACCAAGUUAAAAUAUAUCGAAGGAACAAAGUUCCCAUUACCGUUCAAGAACAUUAGGAAAUAUCGCAUGCCGUUUUGUCAAUCAAUGACUUUAACAAACUAUAAUCAUAGUAUAACAUAUCCAAUAAUCGAUGGAUCAAAAGUUUCUACAGAACUUAUUUUAGUUCCAACUCUAAGAGCAGUUGAUCCUGAAUUUUCUCGUCUAAUGUUCCCCAAUAUAUCUAGAAUGGUUUUGAAAGUGACAGGAUUUACUCGUCAUGUAGUAGAUUUUAAAUGUUGUCAUUUCCGUAAUUUGAAACAAUUGAGCAUCAAAGGCGCUACCAUCCCAUGGAUGUCCCUAAUAAAUUCAGAUGUUGAAAGUAUUGACAGUUUGGAAUUGAUUUUAAAUACAGAAGAUGAUUUGAAAUGGUUGCAGGAAUGUCCAUUCAAAUUAGAAACAUUAUACAUUGGAUCAAUUGGAGGGCAACUGAUUAAUGAUUACCAAAUUAAUCCUAUUUUUGAAACUUCAAAAUUGGUAGCGACGAAUUUUGAGUUAGAUCUUCAUAAUUUAUGGCAAUGCUACCUUUUACAAAACCUUAUCUUGCCAAAUUUACAUCAAGAAAAUUCAUUGACAAUUUAUUUCAACGAAACUCAAUUAACCUCGAUAGUUAAUGAAAAUGACAAACCUUUGAAGAAAUUAAAUUUAACACAUGAAGACAAAUGUAUAAUCUACAAAUUGCCAGAGCUUACGCAUUUCACCCUAAUUUGUAUUGAGCCAAGAAUUUCCUCAGGAAAUAGCAAUCCAAAUGUCUCAUCGACAAACAGUAUCCGAACACUUAGCGCUUCUUCUUCGAGCUCGACGAAAUCAUUUGGUUCGCACCAAGAUUAUAAUAAUAAUUCAAAUAUGUAUGCCAUCGAUGCUGCAUUAACAGGUUCAAUGAAUUAUUCUAUUUCCCCCUCUCAAUUUAGGAGGAACAGUUUAGCUGGUUUGGAUGAUAAUACUGCACGGAGACAAAGUAUGAUCACCUUUGAUUAUCCUCAUUCAAUCCUUACUCAUACCUCCCAAAAUAAUGCAAACAAGAGAAGAAAAUCAUCUUUAUCAAGCAUAGGUAUAGCCCCUUCAUUACUAGGUCCAAAUACAGAUAUUGAUGAACCAUUUGUAGAUGAUGUGAUAUUAUUCCAACUGCCUUUACGGGGUUUGAAGAUAUUAUCUUUGAAUUUGAAUGCUUUGGAAUCGUCAUUACUUUCUACAAGACUUAUGGCGGCUAAAAUAAUACCGUUAUUACAAAUUAUCGUUGAUGAUACUACAAAUCUUACAAAUAGUGUGUCAAUUAGAAAAUUACUGGAAGAAAUGGUGAAAGAAAUCACAAAACUCGUUCAAUAUCCAUAUAAAUUGAAACUUCCAGGAAUGGCGAUAGACAAGUUGCAAUUCUUCAUUGAUCUCUCUGGAUCAAUUGAUAUCGAUUUCUUAGAUAUUGAUUAUUUGAUUUUCAAAGCAGAAUUGGAAACAAUGUUGAACCGUAAUGAUCUACAAAUAAUUAUCCAAUUUGAAUCAGCUAUGAACACCAACUUUGAUAUUUCGAAGCUUUCCAAAAAGUCGGUACUAUUAAAGUUUUGA